AACACGCAAAAAGAGUUUCGAAAUAGAUCGAUAUAUUAUUUUUCUAUUUUAGCAAAAAAUCAUCGGCAGAUAAUAAUCUAUAUGGAGAGUAUAAAAGCCUACUUUCACGUAAGAGAAGAAACAUAUUUACAAUAUAAUUCAAAAAUACAUUUUUGUCUCUCGUAAUCAAGAUUUUCAAUAUUUUAGAUAUGAUCGUUGAAAUGAUACUCCUGGAAGAUGCGGAUUUAUACGCAGUUAUUUGCUAUUUAAAGAUAUCUGAAAACUGUCGAUAUUUAAGUAAAAUAUGGGUACCGCAAUCGAUAAGAAGCAAUUUUUUAUUCCUUAGAAAUAAAUAUUUCACGAGUCUCAGUAGUGCCAUUCGCAUAUUUAAAUCUAAGCAAGAGUUACUUACACCUCCUACAUUUUAUAAAGUAAACGUAACGUCCGUUUGGUCCGAAGAUAUGACGGCUGCGAGAAAUUUAGCAACAUCCUUAGAUAGAAAUAUUAUACUCAUCAAUACGUUGGAUUUCUACGAAAGCAUGACGACGAUGCCUCACGUAGAAAUAUUCAAAAUUUCGCUGCACAGACAUCUCGAGUUAGAUGAAAAUCAACAUAUAAUAAACACGAUAAAGCCUGUAUAUAAACCGGGCAAGGAAUACCCUGACGUACCUAAAAACCGUCACAGUCUUCUGUUUUACGACGGUACAUGGCAAACGCCUGUGGAAGGCAUGUAUUGGCCAAAUAAGGACGUACUCACGGCGAAAGCAACAAGCGACGACAUUGGCAGAUGCGUUGUAUCAGCUAGGAAAGGGUUCGAAACCUGGAGUAAGUGGUCCACUGAAGCCAGAAUGAAAGUGUUAUCCAAGUUCUCGUCCGCAUUGAAAUACAAUGGUAAAGUCGAAUUGUCAAAAAUAGUACACAAAUGGACAACGUUCCCACGUCUGUACAAGGAUUCAUUGAUCCCUCAAUAUCCGCCGCUGUGGGUGACGAUCAUAAGAAUCCGCAAGCCGAAGGGCGUUAUCACGCUCAUGGAGCAGAAUGAAACGGAUCUGUUUCGCAAAUUGGCGCAGAGCUUGAUCAUCGGCAAUUCCGUCAUCGUGAUAUGUAGCAAACAGUCGUGCGAUCUGGCGCCGUACUGCGACAUGUUUUCGACAUCCGGGAUACCUCCGGGCGUGAUAAAUCUGUUGUCGUUCGAAAACGUCAAGUCCCUGAGCGAGGGUUACAACGCGUCCGAGCCGAGUGAUGUAUAUCGCCAGUUUACCGUGAGCAAGCAAAUUGGAAUCGUCAUCUACUAGAAAUUUCAACGAUGACGUUCAAUGAUGAGGCUGCGAAAAAAACACUGACCAGACGCGCAAGGUGUAAAUGGAUUUUUAAAUUGCGAUUUUAUACGAAAAGACGAACUCUGUCGUUCACCAGUCGAUUUGCCAAAAUAAAGGUUUAUGAUUAAGUAAUCUUGUGGACAUUUCUGAUCAACUGUUGCGAAAGAAUUAAGAAAAUAUGCGUCAUUCGAUCAUUGGUUAGAGGCACGUCGUAAUUAUUAUAUACGUCAUUCACGCUCUAAUUUCACGUUUGAUAGCUCACGCGCGUUACGGAAAAAUGUUUCUCUUGCCCUCACACGGAUUUCCAAUCCUUCGCGACAUUCGGAAACACUUAAAAACAUCGAACCUGUCGAACUGUCAACCUCAGCUUGCAUGGAAGCGCCUUGAACCUAACCUAACUUAACUU
Molecule: messenger RNA, 1704 nt
Organism: Temnothorax curvispinosus
Lineage: Eukaryota; Metazoa; Arthropoda; Insecta; Hymenoptera; Formicidae
Exons: 4
Coding region: 189-1274 (361 amino acids)
Molecular function (GO): oxidoreductase activity
Source: RefSeq, a predicted model, not a curated record